AUGAAUGCUUCUACGUCAAUAAUAUCAUCAUCAUCAUCAAAAGAAAUUAUUGUUGGUAACAAACGUUCAUCUGAUAAUGACAAUGAUAACCAACAACCGCCCAUAAAAGAAAAGAAAGCUAAAACAAUUGCAUGUGAUAGAUGUAGACGUCGAAAAGUCAAGUGCCAUGGGAACGGUUAUACCAAGGCUCCAUGUCAAUAUUGCGUUUCAGUAAAAUUAGAAUGUACCUAUGGAACAAAAAUUAUUCGUAAAUCAUCAAGUAAUUCUGUCACAAAAUCUAUCGGAUCCAACAAUAAAUGGUCUUCUAGAAUCUCACCUACAUCACCAAUAUCAGCGGCGUCUACAAGCAAUAAAGUAGUUCGUGGUAGAAGAUCAAGUCCAAGACCAAAAAAAUCACCUUCCUCAUCACCAAUCAAUAAUAAUGAUGUUGCUGUUCCAUUAUUGCCAGGAAAAAAUAUCCCUAACAGUAAUUUUAGUGGUAAUAAAAGAUCAAUAAAAGUGGUUUGUCAAAUACUUCCAUUUACAGAAGUAUUAAAAAAUGAUUUAGAAUAUUCUAUAAAGUUACUUUCAUCGGUUAUCUUACAAAAUGAAUCAGAUGUUCGUCUUCAACUUGACGCUCAUAUAAAUAUUCCAAUUGACGAAUUUGCCGAAUCUAAUACAACAACUUCUCAAAAUAUUUUAGCACAUUAUGAUUCCACCACUUUAUUGAGCAAUCGUGAACUAAUUAAUAACCUAGUCGAUUUGUAUUUUACCAAUUUUCAUCCGAUGCUUCCAGUGUUACAUAAGUCCUUCUUUUACGAAACAUUUAACGAUAAAAACAAAUCGAUUUCUCCUUUGUUGUUAAGUGCAAUCUGUUCAAUUGGCUCCAGGUAUUCUAAUAAUGAUGGAUUCACAACUACAACAGCAAAGAAACAAUCCGGAAAAUUCAAUACAAUUGGUUUGGAUUUUUACAAAAACGCUCAAAAUAUGAUAAAUCAAUAUCUUGAUGUCUCUAGACUUAGCACUGCGACGGCCAUUUUUCUAAUGGGAGCUUUUGAUGCAUCGCGUAAUCUUCGAAGUAGGAUUUACUUGGGAAUGGCUACAACAUUCUCUAUAACAAUGAAAUUGCAUGAUAAAAAUGCCUUAACGUUUAACAAUACAAUGUUGGGAUUAGAUGAUAAGCAUAGCUCAAUUGAAUAUCCAAACCCCAGCAUUGAGAACAAUGAGAAAGAAUCUAGGAUUAUUGAAUACUUUGUUAAUUAUGUAAAAAUUACAAAAAUAUUGUAUGAAAUUCUUGAAUUUUCGUUAAGUGAGGAAAAAGAUAUUGAUUGGAAAAAAAAUUUACCAAAUUAUUUACAGAUAAGAAUUAUCAAGCAACCUAUCAUGAUCACCAAAGAAAUAACAAUAGAAUAUUUAGAAGUGUAUUUAUGCAUUGUUUUCAAUUACGCAAUUAUUAGAUUACAUCAUACAAACAUAUAUUCAACAGAUAGUUUGCUUAAAUGUAUAGACGCAGCUAAUGAAAUCAUUGAAUUGGUAAACAAUAAUAGAAAUGUUAUUUCCAUGAUGAUGAACUGUGAGCAAUUUAUUAGUCAUUGCAUUUUUUAUUCUGGAUUAAUUAAUUUGUUCGUUACGAAAAAAAAUAAUGACGACCAACAAGCAAUUGAAGCAAGAAAUAAUGUAAAGAAAGUGAUAGAAAUUUUUACAAGUUUUCUUGAAAUUCCUUCUUUAAAUUACCUUUAUUCAAAUAUCAUUAUAACAAUUUCAUUAUUUGCAACUCAAAUCUCUGACACUCAAAAAAUCAAUGAAAUAAAAUUUUUUAUUAAUAAUAACUAUAAUAACAAUAAUAACAACAAUAGUUUUGUUUAUAAUUAUAAUAAUAGUAAUAGUAAUAGUAAUAAUAUUGACUCACAGCCACACCAACAAAAAUCGAUUGUAAAAUUACAACAAUAUUCUAAUUCUACAAAUAGUAAUUUACCUUGGAUCCAACAACAACAACAACAAUCGCCGACAUCAACAAUUGAAAAUUCAAAUGUUGCUAAAUUAGAAACAAUUGAUAGUAAGAAUAAAAAUAAUAAUAAUAACAAUAAUAAUAAUGGUAGUAGUAGUAGUGUCACUAAUAAUAGUAAUUUAAUGCAAGGAAUGAAUUUUUCUACUUCCACCUCCGCACAACAUCAACAAUCUCCACAAAAUAAUUCUAAUCGACAACGUCAAAAAUCUAGAUCCUCAAGCAAAAACAACAACCUGUCAUAUCCAACCACUCCUACAUCUAAUAACACAAGUCCACCAACUAUCACAACUGCUUCUGCUACUGCUGCUAAUAAAAGCAAUAGUAGCAGUAGCAAUCCCACAACUUCACCUAAUCUUGGUAGUGGAACAAGUAGCAUAUCUUCAAUAACAAAUCUUACAUCAAUAAAUAGUAGCAAUAGCAGUAAUAAUAAUAACAACAACAAUAACAAUAAUUCAAUUGGUGCUUUAAUGGGAAGUCACAAUGAAAUUCCAAUUUCAAAUAUAAAUAAUUUAACAGGAAUUGGUCAACAACAUCAUUAUAAUUCAAAUAAUAAUCAUAAUAACAAUAACAAUAAGUAUUCUUUUUUUGAAUAG
Molecule: messenger RNA, 2580 nt
Organism: Entrophospora candida
Lineage: Eukaryota; Fungi; Glomeromycota; Glomeromycetes; Entrophosporales; Entrophosporaceae
Source: the annotation of a GenBank genome assembly